Molecule: messenger RNA, 4928 nt
Organism: Folsomia candida
Lineage: Eukaryota; Metazoa; Arthropoda; Collembola; Entomobryomorpha; Isotomidae
Product: prestin
Exons: 19
Coding region: 2197-4569 (790 amino acids)
Biological process (GO): transmembrane transport
Cellular component (GO): membrane
Molecular function (GO): oxalate transmembrane transporter activity; bicarbonate transmembrane transporter activity; sulfate transmembrane transporter activity
Source: RefSeq, a predicted model, not a curated record
AACUUAAGUAUCCAUUAAAGAUAAAAUGUGUACAUAUACAAUCAAAACUUUCAAAUCCUUAAAAUUAAGGUUGAACGAAUUUUUUUUCGUAAUCAGUCUUACAAACAAGAUAGAUAAGUAAUAGAAAGGGAAUUAAGAAGCGUGCUGCAAAAAUUACAUGUAACGUUGUCGUCAGGUACCUGAAAGGCUGAAUUAAACCGUGUUACACAACAAUGCGUCUUGAAUGCAUUUUUUGCAGCCCAACCACAACACUGCACUGAAGAAUUUAUAGUGACCUGUUUUGUGCAACUGAGACUUACAUUGUUUGUGCAUUGGAGGAAGUAGUGCUUGAAUAUGCAAAAAAAAUAUACGGAAAUGCAUUUGCUCCAAUAUGCAAGGUAAAAUAAGAGCAGCAUUCGAUUUUAUUUCGAGUGAAUGUACCUGAGGCAUUAUUUAUCGCGCUGAUAGUUUGCCGAGAGACUUAUUAGACUUGCGAAUAUGUGAUCCAACUUUUAAACCAGUGAUAUUGUGAUUGAUACCUGAAAACUGUAUUAUUAGUGAAUUAUUCCUGGAAGUAGUGCGUGUUUGCAAAUCUUUGAUCCAAGCAAGAUGAUGCAAACUAUAAACGGAAUUAUGGAACCCGUGUUCCUCUCUCGUUAAGAAAAAACGACACGUGUGUCGCUUUUAGAUAUGAACAAUGAGUCAAAAAGUGUUUCGUGUGUUGGUUAUUUUCAGACAACUCUCAAUCUGCCGGACGUUACACGUUAAUUUGGAUAACCCAACAUAUUCAGAAGAUCUACUCUACUCACCCACCAUAUGAAUAUGCAAUGGCCAUGAAAUCAACGUGCCGGCAAUCCCGUGCUGUAUCCUACGAAUCUACUGCUGCUACAUAUUUACUGGACUCUUACCUCUUCUAUCAGAAGACAUUCAACUGUCCUCGGUCAUAAAUAAAAUUAUUUUUAAACAUUGGCUUCGUCCAAGUAUGCAUGAACCUAAUUCUGAGGUCAAUAUGGUGUGAACCGACUUGGAAUUCCUGACCCUUCUCUUAUGAGCUCAGCGAGUGAGUAAUUUAUUUUAAGCGUUAUUCAGAAACCCGGAGCAGACGGAUUAUUGUUUACCGAAGAAGGGUUGAUCCUCUCACCAGAAUAAACCUGUCAAUUUAAAGCUAGUCUCAACUGGAAAUAUCCGGCUAUACGCUAAAUAAAAUCUCAUUAUCUGGAGCACAAAAUAGCAACGGUGACGUCAAGUCAAAAUUUCACUCAAGCGUCCAGAAGACGGCAUACAUGGAUUAUAAGGAUAUCUUGCAACUUAAUGCAGGCACACGGAUGCAAUACUUUCAAGUCGACGAAGGAUCAAUCAACUAUCAUUCAAUUCCUUGUUGAUCAACAGUCCUUUUGGAUCAUAAAAUCAGUCAGUCAAUCAAUCAAAACUACUACCACAUGGAUUGCAUUGUGUACGUUCGUAGUAGUUGUUUUGCAUAACUCGCCGUUUUAUUUACUACGAUAAGCCGACACUCGAACCGUUGAACAAUUAGUUUUUCAUUUCAGGUCAAGCACAUUAAUAUUUGUUGAUGAUUGAUAUGUCGAACCUUUAAGCUCUACUCACCACAACGUGAUUGGGUAUUGUGUGUGAACUUUGGCUGGGGAAAGUGUACAAUAUAAUCGUAUCAAGAAAAACCAACACCACGAAAUUGCGGUGUUCAGCCUUUGGAAUGUGCUAUUGACUAGUGAUCAUCAUCAAUGUCAUCAUCACACAUACGCGUUUAGGAUCUGCCCUAACCUGCACCCAAUUUUGUGUAUCUAAGUAUAUACGGCCGCUAACAAACCAAUGUGCAUGCGUUGUAAUAUUUAAAUUAGCUUGGCUAAGUCUUAAGUAAAUGUUGAUACCCUGGACCCGUUUGCGAGGAGAUACAAUACAUGAGCCAUUAAGAGGCAAAAGCUGAACGGUGCUGAACGAAAGUUUUAAUAUAUAUCAGCCGAAUUGUUGCCUUUGAGGGAUUCGACAAGUUGCACUGCAACUGGACACAUCUACUAUCUGCUUCCAUAAUUCAUCUCAAAAUUCAAAUUUAGGAGAGUUUUAUCGUCGUCUGAGAGCAAAUAACUCGUGCUUUUUGCAUAAAAUAUUACCAAAUAAUAAAUAACCAGCAGUCAAUUGAGUAUACAAAUUCGACUCGAAAACUACCCCACAAAGUUCAUUCCAUAACAUUUAAUCUCCAAAAUGAAGAGACAUCGCGAGAGAUCUUCGUUAACAAAGGAGGAGGGUGAAGAGCACGAACAAAUCCGUCUUGUGCAUACUCCAGAUCUUCCAGUGACGAUUGUCAAAAUGAAUGACUUUUCCGCAGCAAAGGACCAGGCAAAUUUUGUCAUGAAACACAAUAAUUCUUUCUGCAAUACUGCGACUGACAUGUCCAACGAGUAUUUGGAAAAAGCGUCACCACCCAAUCCAAGGAAAAUUUAUGCUGACUGCAUUCUCCGAGCUUCUGAAUCUCAAAAAUCUUCCAUUAAAUCUUCGAUGAGAUGCAAAUGUACACCUUUGGAAUGGUUUCUCACCUUAUUCCCCAUCUUCUCCUGGCUUCCGAAAUACAACUGGAGGACAGACUUAUCAUUUGACUUAGUGGCUGGAACAACAAUAUGUGUCAUGCAUAUUCCACAAGGCAUGGCUUAUGCUCUUUUGGGCAAUUUGCAGCCAAUCAUAGGGAUCUACAUGGCCUUCUUUCCAAUCAUCGUUUAUUCCUUCAUGGGUACAUCCAGGCAUGUUUCAAUGGGGACGUUUGCAGUAGUUUGUCUUAUGACUGGUAAAGUUGCGACAGAACGAAUGGCUUCUUAUGCUGCUGUCCAGCUAAAACUUAACGACUCGGCUCUGCUCUCUGAGCUGUACUUGACCGACGAUGAAACGACGCCUGGCUCCCCAUAUACAUCCGAGCAAAUUGCGACUGUGAUUAGUUUUUCUGUGGGAAUAUGGCAGAUCUUGAUGGGUACUUUGCGGUUGGGGUCACUAAGUGUCCUGCUUUCUGCAGAACUUGUGAGCGGUUUUACCACAGGCGCGGCGGUUCAUGUCCUCACUUCACAAAUUAGAAAUCUCCUGGGACUCUCGCUCCCAAGACGAAAUGGGUUGUUCAAGAUCCCACUUACUUAUGUUGAUAUAAUGUGGAAUUUCGGCAACAUCAACGUGACUGCUGUCUUGUUUUCCGUAUUUACAAUUUCCUCUUUGGUGAUUUUCAAUGAGGUUUUAAAACCUAUUGCUGCAAGGAAAAUUCCAUUUCCUAUUCCGAUCGAAUUAUUUACAAUAAUAAUUGGUACUUUGGUCUCCAAGUAUUGGAUAACAUCGAAAGAGUAUGGCUUCCCCAUUGUGAACCAUAUCCCCACAGGACUGCCAACACCCUCCUUGCCACCAAUAGAAAUCCUUCCAGACGUUAUUGUCGAUAGUUUUGUUAUCGCCCUCGUGGCUUUUGUGAUUUCUGUGUCAAUGGCAAAAAUUUUUGCAAUCAAACAUAAUUAUCAAAUCAACCCGAAUCAAGAACUUAUAGCCAAUGGAACGAGCAAUUUUGUGGGGAGUUUAUUCAUGUGUGCUCCCAUCUCAGCGUCUCUGUCGAGAAGUUUAAUUCAGGAACAGGUCGGGGGCAAGAGUCAGAUAGCCGGACUAUUUUCUUGCUCCCUGAUUGUUAUUGUUCUCUUGUGGAUCGGUCCAUUCUUUGAAACUUUGCCACAUUGCGUCCUAUCUGCCAUGAUCGUGGUUGCUCUCAAGGGCAUGUUCCUACAAUUCCUUGACCUCCCCAAGGCCUACAAUGAGUCUUUGCUGAACGCUGUGGUCUGGGUGGCCGCAUUUAUCGCUACUGUUUUGUUAGACAUCGAAUACGGUCUGGGGGUUGGGUUAAUUUUCUCCAUUUGCACCCUAAUUUUCACUUCGAACAAACCUCACAUUAAUGUUCUGGGGACAUAUGCUGACUCCAACGUUUAUGUGGACGCGAGCAUGACACAGGCCAAAGAAAUUCCUGGAAUCAAAAUAGUGAAAUACACUGGAAGUCUCAAUUUCGCUACCAUUGAACUUUUUGUAGAAAAGCUUCAGCUAAUCAUUCCUCCAACGGAACCAAAGCGCAAAAAGGGUGCCAAUAAUUUGGGUGGAAUUAUCGUAAGCACAAUAUCGAAGGAAAAAAUCAAUGACAAUGUUUCUAUUGAUGACAAUCUUUGUGACUUUCACCCUGCAAUGGUUCAACUACAAGAAUCAAUCUCUUGGAUAAUUUUGGACUUUUCAAGUGUGAGUUCAAUUGACCCUGCAGGAGUUAAAGCACUGAAAUCUUUGACCAAAACAUACUUGAAAAAAGACAUUCAACUCAUUUUCGUUGGAUGUGCCCCUUCUUUAUUUCAAGUAAUGGAACGAUGCGAACUUUUAAGCCAAGCCGGAAUAGAACACUUUUUCUCUACUGUACAUGACGCAGUGACAUUUUGUUGUGUGCCAAAUUUCGAGCAGAUAAAUAACAAUGCAAACCAAGCAAUGAGUCCAGAUUCAAUAAAUAUUGACUGUGUGACAACAAAUGUCCCAUAUCAAGUGAUUCAAAAUUCAAUUUUUGAAAAGAUACCCAACAAUACCUGAUUCGUACCUCGUGUGAUGUAGAAAUGUGUGAUUGUUACAAAGUAUAGUUACAAAAAAGUUACAAAUAAGCUGAAUAGAAUUUUGAAUGAAACUGAUACAAUGAAACAAAUGUACCUGCAAUUGCAAGAACUUCAAACGAUCUUAUUUUGUGACAUUUUAUUUUAUGUAAUUUUAGUGGUUGAGGAUAUAAUUUUUUUUAAAUAUUUUAGUGUACGUAGCCUAAACUGGCUUAAAUGAAAAUGUGAUGACAAUAUUUAAGGCGUUAUUUAUUUAUACAGGGAGAAUAGUAUUUAUAAUGCACAAAAUCAGUAUUAUCUGCUAUUCGUACUUAAAAAAAUAAAAGUAUAAUGCCAUGCGAA